Messenger RNA from Strongylocentrotus purpuratus (purple sea urchin), 601 nucleotides. RefSeq lists its product as uncharacterized. Gene Ontology annotation, biological process: signal transduction. Bases 1 to 537 code for a protein of 178 amino acids. Gene Ontology annotation, molecular function: protein binding. Lineage: Eukaryota; Metazoa; Echinodermata; Echinoidea; Camarodonta; Strongylocentrotidae. The record is from RefSeq and is a predicted model, not a curated record. The transcript has 4 exons.
AUGCCCAUCAAGAGUAUACUAAGUGGAAAGUGCAGCCCUCUGAACUUCGAGCUUCAGUUCUCUCCUGAAGAGAAAGGAAAGAAGAACGGCCAUAUCGACAUACUACAAGGGUCAGCAAUACGUGCAGAAAAAGAGUUUAUCGUUUCCAACGAAGAUGAACCGGAUUAUGCCGUCGAUCACACAGAUUCGCAUGGGCGAUUGCAGUAUGUAUCCAACAAUCUCUUCGAGAUCCUGGCCGAUGUGAUCCAUACACCAAAGGAUGUCAUAACCUUUGGUUACCAGCUUGGCCUCUCUUAUUCCUCUAUGAAGAAACACAACGACCAAACAGACGUGUACCUCGAUAGUGUCUCAAGGUCAGGCUUUGGUAAGAUGCUACGUGACUGGAGACGGCAGGUUCGACCUAGUGAGCAGGUAGAUGAACUUCAUUUGGCAUUGCAAAAUGCUGGGUUAGGCCAUGCAGCUGAGGUCAUCUUACAUGAACUGAGUAGCGGGAGGCGCUUUGCACAAGUCAAACAAGUAUGGGAGUCAAAGAAGUAGGCAAACCUGUCAUUUAAAUGUCCCACGACCAAGAUGGGAUUCACUUGGUUUUUGCAUUCAGCUG